Messenger RNA from Merops nubicus (carmine bee-eater), 2121 nucleotides. RefSeq names its product MORC family CW-type zinc finger 2 (gene MORC2). The annotation marks the transcript as partial. Gene Ontology annotation, cellular component: nucleus. The transcript is spliced from 14 exons. Gene Ontology annotation, molecular function: zinc ion binding. The record is from RefSeq and is a predicted model, not a curated record. Lineage: Eukaryota; Metazoa; Chordata; Aves; Coraciiformes; Meropidae.
GGCGCUGAAGGAACCCAAAGAACUGAAUUUUAUCUUUGGGGUGAAUAUUGAGCGGCGUGAAUUGGAUGGCAUGUUCAUUUAUAACUGCAGUCGACUGAUAAAGAUGUAUGAGAAGGUGGGCCCGCAGCUGGAGGGUGGCAUGGCAUGUGGUGGAGUGGUAGGCGUGGUGGAUGUGCCCUAUUUGGUUCUGGAGCCAACCCAUAAUAAACAAGACUUCGCUGAUGCCAAAGAGUAUCGACACUUGCUGAAGGCCAUGGGAGAGCACUUGGCACAGUACUGGAAGGAUAUUGCUGUAGCCCAGAGAGGUAUCAUUAAGUUCUGGGAUGAAUUUGGUUAUUUGUCAGCAAACUGGAACCAGCCUCCGUCUAGUGAGCUGUGCUACAAGCGCCGGAGAGCCAUGGAGAUCCCUACCACAAUUCAGUGCGAUGUGUGUCUGAAGUGGAGGACUCUCCCAUUCCAGCUGAAUUCAGUGGAUAAGAAUUACCCUGAUACCUGGGUGUGCUCUAUGAACCCUGAUCCUGAACAAGACAGAUGUGAAGCUGCAGAGCAAAAGCAGAAGGUGCCACUGGGAACUCUGAAGAAAGACUUGAAAUCAUAUGAGGAAAAACAGAAGCAACUCACAGUGAAAAUCCGCCAGCAGCAGGAAAAGCUGGAAGCUCUGCAGAAAACCACUCCUGUUCGAUCUCAAGCUGACUUAAAGAAGCUGCCUCUGGAAGCAACCACCCGGCCUGCACGGGAGAACAUCCAAUCACAGACCCGACCUCAGCGCCCACGAUCUCCUCCUUUACCUGAUGUUAUCAAGAAUGCUCCCAGCAGACCACCACCACCACCACCUACACCUCUUCCCAAGUCCGUCAGUCAGCUGAAAAAGAGUUCUUCAGAUUGCCUGAGUGGCAGCACUCCCAAAGUGGGGAGCGUUCUGUCCAAGGAGGAGGCCAGCACUUCCAGGACACACCACGCUGCGGCAGCCAGCAGGUGUAACAGCGCUUCAGCAGCUCUUCCCAAACCAGCUGCAGCCACAAAGCCACCCUCUGCUGGCUUCCAGAACCUCAAAAGCUCAUGUGAGACACCUAGUCCAAAAGCUGCCAAGGUGCCAGCACUAAAGAAAUCUGCCACUGUCAAAUGCCCACAGGCCUCCACCACUCGGAAGAGAACCUUGAACACUACAGGGUAUGGGUCUGAGGAGCGGGAGCACAAGAAGGAGAAGACAAAACGGGGCAAAUAUUUGGGAGUGAAAGAAGAGAGGGAUUCCAGUGAGGUGGUGGUAGAGCUCACAGACAGCACUGAGGAAGAAGACCUGGCAGAACUGAAGAAAGCUCAGAAAGAUAAAGGGCUGCAUGUGGAAGUGCGUGUGAACAAGGAGUGGUUCACAGGCCGUGUCACAGCUGUGGAAGUGGGCAAGCACGUGGUACGCUGGAAGGUGAAGUUUGAUUAUGUUCCUACAGACACCACACCACGGGAUCGCUGGGUAGAGAAGGGCAGUGAGGAUGUGAGGUUGAUGAAGCCUCCCUCUCCUGAAUACCAGGCUCCAGAUACACAGCAGGAAGAGGAGAUUGUCGUGGCUGAACCUUCUACCUCAGACUGUGUCAGAAUUGAGCCAGACACCACAGGUCCCAGCAGCAGCCAAGAAACAGUAGACUUACUAGUCCAGAUCCUUCGAAACUGUUUGCGGUACUUCUUACCUCCAAAUUUUCCUAUCUCCAAGACGGAGCUGAGUUCCAUGAGCCCAGAAGGGUUGUUGGUGUUUCCCUUGAAAGAAUAUUUCAAACAGUACGAGGUAGGUCUGCAGAACCUGUGCAAUUCCUAUCAGACACGUGCUGACGCCAGGGCCAAAGCCUGUGAGGAAAGCCUCCGCACCUCAGAGAGGAAGCUGAAGGAAACGGAGGAGAAACUGCAGAAGCUGAGGACCAACAUCGUUGCUCUUCUGCAGAAGGUGCAAGAGGACAUAGAUAUUAAUACAGAUGAUGAACUGGAUGCAUAUAUCGAAGACUUGAUCACAAAAGGAGAUUGAGCAGCUCCAGUACAAGCCCUAGAGAAGUGCAGAGGACCUGGCUGCUGCAAUGUGAGAUGUGGAUUCCUGCAGUGGAGGACUAUGGCACCUGAUGAGAGAGGGUUUUAGAC